This is a messenger RNA of Apiotrichum porosum, 1425 nucleotides long. RefSeq lists its product as uncharacterized. The record is from RefSeq and is a predicted model, not a curated record. Gene Ontology annotation, biological process: protein monoubiquitination; protein polyubiquitination. NCBI's taxonomy places the organism in Eukaryota, Fungi, Basidiomycota, Tremellomycetes, Trichosporonales, Trichosporonaceae. The transcript has 3 exons. The coding region runs from base 1 to 1425 and encodes 474 amino acids. Gene Ontology annotation, molecular function: ubiquitin protein ligase activity; metal ion binding.
AUGUCCAAUGCAGCGGCUGGGCCAUCAAGCGUCGCGGGCCCAACCCACGCUGCGGCCGACAAUGUUGUUGACGAGGACGCCGACAAGGAGCGCUGCUGCAUCUGCCUUACAACGCUCGUGGAUCGCACAGCAGCAGGAGAGUGUGGACACGAGUUCUGUUUUACCUGCAUAGGUGUGUGGGCCAACCAGUCGCGACGAUGUCCGCUUUGCAACGCACCAAUGUCCGACUGCCUCCUGCACGACCUCGGCUCUGCGAUGCCGACAAAGUUCUUUCUCCCUCCCCUCCCCGAACGCCCGUUUGCGCGUCGCCGCGUUGCCUCUCCCUCUCCGACACGCAAGGACGCUUGGCGCGCCGAGCAGGCAGCAGUGGCUCGUCGGAGAGAUGUCUAUGCGCGCGGACUGUUCGCCAAGCAUGUUGCAAGUAAUGGCUACACAGGCUUCCGAGCCAACCCGUCCCCCCGCGACAUUACGAAGGACGGAGCAACCGCCGAGCGUGCACGCCUGUUCCUCCGCAGAGAGCUGCGUGUGUGGGCCCCACCCGACGACGUCGACGGCCUCGUUGACCACAUUGUCGCAUUCCUCCGCUCUGUUGACGUCCGAUCGGAAGCGAGCGUGCGCUUCCUGGAGCCGCUUGUCGACGAGACGUAUCCACAGGCUGCGGAACAUUUGGCUCACGAGCUGUACGCCUUUUUGCGGUCGCCCUACGCCGAGCUAGCCGCAUACGAUGAGGUUGUGCAGUACGAUCUACAACCCAGCCGACCUUUCCUCGAGGCUCAAAGAGGUCGUUUGUCAUCGCACUCGCUCAGCGCCACGAGUUCUGGCCGUUCCGAGUCCCGCGGGCGCUCGCACUCCAGUGACGAUUCGUCAGCAUACUCGCGCUCGCCAUCAAGACGCCGGCGGUCCCGCUCGCGUGACAUCACACGCUCCGACAUAUUCCGCCCUGAGCCAGCACGAGGCGAGCGGCGCUGGGACCAAGCCGACUCUUGGGUGGACCCAGAGUACGCCGCCGAAGUUGGACGAAGGGACAAGCGGCGACGACGCAAGGAACAGCGUGCGCGCGCCAGGGAGAGGAAGCGCGAGGCCGCCAGUGCGGCUGCUCUCGCGGUGGACCACGGAUUGACACUGGAUCCUGCUAUCCCAGCUGCUGGCAUCAAUAUCAAGGGUGCAGCCGAGAGACGACAGAGCCUGCUUGAGCGCUUGGCAAUUGCCAAGGGACAUGUGAGUGACAUCGUGUCGGAUGCAUCUGCGGAGACUCCACCCCCGGCCACUCCGCCUCCCGACAGCGAGCAACGGGCCAAGGAACUACGCGACAAGUUGAUCGCCGAGCGUAAACGCAAGGCACUCCGCGAACAACUCUUGUCACGCAAAAAGGCCAAGACCGGUGAAGAGGAACUUUCAGAAGAGGCGGUGGCAGUAGUGCCGUAG